ACUGCUAGAAACCUCAUCAACCAGGGAAAAGGGGAAAAUAAAUGGCAACUUGGUGUCUAUGCUGGGGAGGCAAUGGGGAGUGGUGGGGUCUGGGCAAACCGGAGACUUCCAAUCCCACGCUGAGGGGGCAGCUGCUCAUCAGCUCCAGCUGGUCACUGCCUUGUAGGAAUGACGGCCCAUGUAGCCAGACUGCCUACCUUUUUUUUCUUUUUUUUUUUUUUGAGACGGAGCUUUUGCUCGUCACUCAAGCUGGAGUACAAUGGCGAAAUCUUGGCUCACUGCAACCUCUGCCUCCUGGGUUCAAGGGAUUCUCCUGCCUCAACCUCCCGAGUAGGUGGGAUUACAGGAUCACCCUUUUUGCCAGCACGUGGCCAGACCUGCAUCUGGAAACAUCCCUCUAGCUUGAGAAUUGCAUUGGAGUGGCUGAAGGCUUGAGGCUUGAAGGCUGAGGACUUGAGGCCCUGCCCACUGGAGUCAUUGGGAGAAGAUGAGGCAGGAGGUCACAGGAAGGGAUACUACUGUUGUGUUGGCCCUGGGACUCGGGGGUCUCAGGGUUCUGUGAGUGGCUCCAGGCCAGUCCCUGGUCCCCAUGGGGUCUUUUUGGGAAGGGGUCGUGGGGAAAGGUUGUUCUCCUUCCAGCCCCACCUGACCUUCCCCUGUUCUCCUCCUAGGUACCCUGAUCCCACAUUCCCAGGUAGGCGGGUCAGAAUCCCAGCCCGCUCAACCCCAGGCCCUUCUUCACAAACUGGUACCUAUGAGCCUAUCUAACUGUGCCCAGAGCCAGGAUGGGGCUCCAGUGACAGGCCCAGCUCACCCAAGUCCACUGCCCCACCCCACCCUCACUUGCAGCUGGGAGGGAGGCCAGCAGGUUGUGUAGGAAAAGGCUGGGCGGGUGUGGAGCAGUGGUAGGACCGCCAUUCAUCUGACUUCACGGCCCACCCUGCAGAGGAAGUUUUUGGGGCUCAGGAAGCCCUGGGCUCUGACCUGCUGCUCCAUGCUGGAUUCUCACUCGCUCCCACCCUGUGAGUGACCCAGAUAUCCCCUCCCCACCCCUUUCCAGACCCAGAGGGCUCAGCAGGAGACACUGAGUGGGAGGAAGGGGAAAUGGAGGCCAGCAGGGGCCAAGCAGCUCCCCAGUUCAACCCCAAGGCUGAGCAGGGCAGUGCCAGCGCCGUGGGCCAGAGGGAGGUGCCAGUGACCACACACCGUGGCAGGGUGUCCUUCACCUUCCGAUCCCCAGGUGGCCAUGGGCUUAUCCACUGUGCCUCCCUGGGGCUUCCAGAGUUGAGACUUGAGUGGCUGGUGCCCCAAUCCCUUUAGGCUGAAGUCCAGGCGUGUUUGCUGCUCCCGCUUUCUGUUUAAUCCGUGACCAGCUGGGGUGGGAAGACAACGAUUUCACAGCACUGCUGAUCAGAAAUGAUAUAACACACCCACCGGCCAAACUGCUCUGCAUGCGUCAUCUGUGAAUGCAACACACACACCUCGGGAGGCACCGGUGACAGACAGCUUGUGCAAGGCCACCCAGCCAGGAAGUGGUCAGGAUGUAUGUCAGGCCAGGGGCCAACACACUGGGGCCGCACUCCUGUCUUCCUGCUACCCUGUCUCUGAGUCUGUCCUGUUAUCCAAGCUGGUGGGGGAGGCUCGGGCCACAGGGCCGGCUCCGGCUCUCCCAUGCCCUCCAGCCUGGUUCAAGCCUUAGGCACCAUCCAGGUCUUCGUCCUCAUGCCCAGAGUCAGGCUUGUGCCCGGGUUAUUGUAGGUCUCAUCAAACCCUGACACAGCCUUAGGAGGCAGCCCUAUUGCCAUCUUCACUUUACAGAGGAGGAAACCGAGGCUCAGAGAGGCCCCCAGCUUGUGAGAGGAGGGGUCUGAGUAGGUGCACCUGGCUCCACGCCUAUGCGCAUCACAGUUCCCAGGGGUCUGUUCUAAGGCGAGGCCUCUGUGGCCACUCAAUGCCCCCACCCCUCCAUCUCGUAGAUCCCACCCCAGGGGGACCCUGGGGCACAUCCCUGGGUGGGCUCAGCAGCUUUCUCUGCAGGUGGCUCCGGGGCAUGGUGAGGCUGAGAACACUGCCCAGUUCCCCACACUCACCUUUCACAACCCAACCGAUGGCGCCAUUGAGCAGGAAGGGUGAGAAAGAGGACACAGGAAGCCGAAGUGGUGGGGCCGCAGGGUGGGGGCGGGCCAGCUUGGCGGAGUCUGGGGCCAGAGGGCCAGACGGCUGCAGGACUCUGGUGGCGUGGGCAAGACUGGCCAAGGAUGGCAACGCCCAGGGGCCUGGGGGCUCUGCUCCUCGCGCUUCUCCCGCUCCUGGCCUUAGGUAAGUGGCUGGCUUCUCACCCUCACCCUGCCCUUCGGAGGGAGGGAGCCAGGGACAGAUGCAGGGACAGGAGAGGGUGAGGAGUUGGGAUGUCUGGGACGUGUCCUCCAAGAGUCCCCCAUGGCUGCCUCAGCACCUCCUCUAGCCCUGUCCCUUUGGGUCAGUCCUGUCCUCCUACUAAACCUUGCUCUCGGGUUCCCAUGGAUGCCCCACAGUGCCCUGGAGAUAGGGGAGGUCAGAGGGUGCUCGUGACUCCCCAGCCUGGGCUGCGGCUCCCUGAUAGGCCUGGCUGUGAGACAGGGUCGGCUCUGGGCAGGCGAUUCUCCAGCUGGUUUGUGGGAUCCUGGGGACGGGAUUCGGACACUCGGGAAGCUGAGGCCAGGAAGGCCUAUUACCUCAUUCGUCUGGCCCUCUCCUCUCGCACACGCCACCCCACUCUGGCCCCCUCUCCCAGUCUCAGCCAUGGCCCCUUGGUCCUCAAUGGCCUGAGCCAGGAUCCAUACUCCUCCCCGUCACCCUCCCGUCUCACACAGGAACACAUGGUGCAUCUCCAGAGGCCGUGGAAACACCCGGCCUUGCCUUUGCUGGCGCCUCUCCCAGGAAAGCUGCCCCCCUGCCCCUUCCCCACCUAACCGGCUCCAUUUACUCUUCUUGGCCUCUGUGGCAUCUUAGCAACCCUCUGGGACAGAGGGAGGUGCUCCCCAUAAGUGCUCCCUCCGUAGUGCUCCUGUCUCAGGGUCUUGUGGGCCGCUCUCGUUUUGCUCCUGACUCGGUGAGGGGCCUGCAGGUCCAUCUCCCUGGGUGUCCAGUGUGUGUUCACAUGGCUUUGGCCUCAUAGAUCAACCUCUUUGAGCUUCAAAGAACCCUAUUCUCUUCAAACAUCAGGAGAUUCAGUGGAGUGAAUCAGUCCCUGGCUCAAAAACAGGGUGGAAGAUGGCAGCACUGUCCUAGUGGCCGCGGGAGGUCCUGGUGCAGAGCAGGCUACCAGGCGGCCCUUGAUGGAUGAACCGGGCCACCGAUGGCAGCUGUGACCAGGGCUCAUGGGCAUCCUCAGGUCCCAGCUGUCAUUGCUGGUUGGGCCUUCGAGGCUCCUCUAGGUGAUGCUGUGUUCUGCAUGGUGACGUGCAUGCUCCGGUUGGGGCAGAGCAGCAGCCCUUUGAUGGAGUUAGGAGCUUUGACAGGUCUACACCCAGAAGUAAGACUCCCUCCUGUGUGGAUAGUUAUGUGUUAGUCUCUGUUCAUCUGUCUGCCCAUUUGUUCAUUCAUUCAUUCAAGAAGCAUCAAUAGUGCCCUCGGCUCUGCUGGUACCACUCGGCCCCCACCCUCAAAAAGCUCACAGUCUGCAGGAGUGAGGCAGUGUGGUGGGCACCAGCAUGUGGGACCCAGCUAUUAGGGCUGAGAAGGGGACAGAUGCAGUGGAGGGGCUGCCACAAAGGGACACGUGACAUUUGCUGAACCCCAAAUGAGGCACAGGGAGCAAGAAGGGUGGUCGCUGGGCAGGCUGGCACCUGGGGCAGCCUUCAGCACCUUGAGGUCUGGCCACCUGGGCUUCUGGAGCCAGAGUAUGGCUGCGGGAGGGAAAUGGUGGUGGUCUGCUCGCAGUGAGCCAGCAGGGGCUGAGGGAGGCGUGCGGGGUGGGGGUGAAUGUCCACCCUGCCCUCCUCCUGCCCUCUGACCUCCCCAUUUGCUGAACCCCAAAUGAGGCAGUCCAUGGAGGCCAGGCUCUAGAGCACAGAGGGUCUGGAGAGGAGGAGGUGCUAUCCGACCCACAGGCCUAGCGCAGGGUCUCCUUGUCUACAUGAAGUGCUUCAAAGAAUAAACACAGAAAGAUAUUUAAUGAUCGUCUCUGUUCAGGGUGUUUGCCAAGAGCUUCACUUAUAUGUCUGCACUGAAAUUCUUGGCAGUCCGGGAGGGAGGCUCUGAUGUCACCCAUCAGUGGGCUGCCUGCACCUGUGCCCAUUCACGACAGCAGGGCCGGGAUGGCAGAGAAUGGCACUUGCCCUCAAGCGGACCAUGUUCUCUCUCCUCCUCUCCUGUCCUCUUCUUCCUUCCCCUCCCAUCCCUUCGUCUUCUCUCUUCCCCCCUCUCCCUGCUUCUGUCUUCCUCCUCCUCUCCCUCUUCUCCCCUUUAUAUAAAAGCAAACAUGGAUCAUAUUAUGUGCAUGCUCAUCUAUCAUUUGCAUCUCCCAUUAAACAAUGCAUCAUAAAUAGCUUUACAAGCUAACAGAAAUUUAAACUUCCUUUAUAAGCGGUCUAAAACGAAUUGUCACAUGUAGAAUACAUUGUUACAAAAUCCACUCCCAAAUGUUUUUUUUUACCCUGCCAUUACUCUUUAUUUAGCCAUUAUUUUUAUCAUGUAUUUUAUUUUUUUGUCUUAAUGUUUAAAAAUGAACAGUUUUUUUUAAGUGACAGUAAUAGUGGACGUGAUUUUUUUUAAAUCAAACAGUAGAGAGGGAAAUAAAAAAUGGAAAGCAAACAAGCCCCUGCCCGCCUCACCCCCAGCACCACCCAUUGUGUAGAGAGCUCCGCUAACAGUUUCUGGGGCGGGCAAUCCAAAAAAUGAGGGUGUAGAGCUGAGACCAUGUCCCAGCAUUAAUGGGAAAAGACACGACAAAGCAAUUCAGAGUAGAAGACAUAUAAUCAGCCGCAGAUAUACAGGCAGGUGCUCAAACUCCUUAAAUGAAAAUAAGAUUCCAUGUCAUCUCUCAGACUAGCAAAAAGACAGAAGUUUAGUAAACUAUAGAAUAAUAGGCAUGUGGAUAAAUAGUCUCUCUUACCCACUUUUGAUGAGAGUUUAAAUAGGUGCACCAGUUUUUGGUGGGAAAUUCAGUGACACCUGGCAGUUUUCGAAAGCACAUACAGAAAGUCCUAUGAUAGGAAUGUUUUCUUUUUCUUUUUUUUUUUUUUGAGAUGGAGUCUUGCUCUGUGGUCCAAGCUGGAGUACAAUAGUGCGAUCUUAGCUCACUGCAACCUCCGCCUCCCAGGUUGAAGUGAUUCUCCUGCCUCAGCCUCCUAAGUGACUGAGAUUAUAGGUGCCUGCCACCAGGUCUGGCUAAGUUUUGUAUGUUUACAAAAGGCAGGGUUUCCCCAUGUUGGUCACAGUGGUCUCAAACUCCUGACCUCAGGUGAUCCACCCACCUCAGGCUCCCAAAGUGCUGGGAUUACAGGUGUGAGCCACCACACCUGGCCUUCCCGGCAGAGUUUUAAAGCACAUACAGUUAGAUCCAGAUAGUCCUACAAUAGGAACUUUUUCUAUGAGCUCUCAGCACAAGCUAAAAAGAUGCACACUCAGGAAUUCUUCGGGUAGAUUAUGAAAAUCAUUGUCCACCAACAGGGGACUGGUUAAAAAGGGUUGCAAUGCCCAUAUAAUGGAAUAGAUUGCAGCUAUAUAAAGAAUGAGGUGGAAAGUUCUUCAAGAUAUAUUGCUCAUCCAAGUGUGGUGGCUCAUACCUAUAAAUUCCAACACUUUGGGAGGCCAGGGCUGGCGGAUCCCUUGAGCCCAGGGGUUCGAGAUCAGCCUGGGAAACACAGUGAAACCUGUCUCUACAAAAAUUAAAAAUAAAAAAUAUAAGAAAAUGAAAAACUAGCUGGGCAUCGUGGCAUGUGUCUGUGGUCCCAACUACUUGGGAGGCUGAGGUUGGAGGCUCAGUCGAGCCUGGGAGGUACAGGUUGUAAUGAGCUGAGAUCAUGCCACAGCACUCCAGCCUGGUGACAGACAGCACAAGACUCUGUCUCAAAAGAAAAAAAAGAUAAAUUGCUAAGUGAUUUUGUUUGUGUAAAUUUUAAAAUGAUGUAUUGGCCGGGCUGACACCUGUAAUCCCAGCACUUUGGGCAGCCGAAGUGGGAGGAUCGCUUGAGGCCAGGAGUUUGAGACCAGCCUGGGCAACAUAGUGAGAACGCACUCUUCUCAAUGAAAAUUGUUUUAAAUUUUUUUUAAAUGAUGUGCUUAUAAAUACUUGCAUAUGCACACCUUCUGCAAAAUUUCCAGAAGGUUGGGCAAUAAACCAUUAAAGGUGGUAGCUCUCUGAACACCUACAAUGAGCUAUGUCCUUUAUCUCUAAUUCUUCCCAAAACUCGGAAGGAACGCGUUAUUAGCCCCAUUUUGCUGGCAAAAGAUUGAGCCUUAGAGAGUUUAAGUAACUUGCUUCUGGACUUACAGCUAGUAGCUGACUCAAAGCUUUCACUUCAUGCCCUGUAUUAGGUGAAAGGGAACUGAACUUAAAGUCACAAAAGCUGGUCUUCAGUCCUGGAGCAACCUCCAACUAGCUAGUAACCUUUCUCAAGUCGUUUUGCUCGAGAGGCCUUGGUUUGCUGCAUUUUCUGCCUGUCCCGGGAGGUAGCUGUGAGGGUCGUAGUGUAAACGUGGGAGAACGUGGCAAACCAAGACAGAAGGCAUCCAAGAGUUCCACAAGAAUCCAUAGCUGUAAGGGCUUUGGAAGGUCUGAUGUGGAAUAAUUGAGAAGCCAGGAAGACUCCCUGGAGGAAGGGGUAAAGGAGUAACAGCACAAAUAUAUGAAACCUUUUAUUUACAGAGCCAUGUGCCAAGCCUUUCGUACAUGCUUUCCCCAAAGCACCCUACCAGCUCUGGGAGAUGGGACAUUUCCUUUCACCUUGGAUACAGCCUGAGAGAGGGUUUGCGUCCCGCUCAAGUGUACUGUUAAUGUGAUGCAUGGAGCUGGGUUCCAGGCCAACCAGCAGACUCUGGAGCCCCAGCUCCUUUCCCCCUCCUCCUCCUUGCUGCCCAUCUUCAUCCAGCCCAUUCACACUCUCUGCAUCCCUUCCUUAGGUCAGGAAAAGACCACUGAAGGGCCAAGACACAGCUGCCUGGGGGACAGCAUGGACGAAUACAGCGCAUUCAACUUGAAAGACAAGGCUGGGUGCUUCACCAAGUGCAGGCAGUCCGAGAGCGAGCCCUGCGAUGUGGGAAAUUUGCAGAAAUACUGGCUAAACUACGAGGCCCACCUGGUGGAGAAAGGCUUGACAGAGAAGGUGAACAUGUCUUUCCUGAAGGCUUUGGUCCAGAACCUCAGCACCAGCACCACAGAAGACCUGUACUUCUCUCUCAAGCCCUCUCAGAUUCCAAGGCAGGUGAUGAAGGAUGAGGACAAGCCCCCUGACAGAGUGCGACUUCCCAAGAGCCUCUUCGGAUCCCUGCCGGGCAACAGGUCUGUGGUCCGCUUGGCCAUCACUGUUCUGGACAUCGGUCCAGGGAAUCUCUUCAAGGGCCCCCAGCUCAGCCUGGGGGAUGGCAGCAGCGUGUUGAACAAUCGCCUGGUGGGCUUGAGUGUGGGACGAAUGCAUGUCACCAGGCUGGCUGAGCCUCUGGAGAUCAUCUUCUCCCACCAGCGUCCACCCCCCAACAUGACCUUCACCUGUGUAUUCUGGGAUGCGACUAAAGGGCCCACUGGAGACUGGGCUUCUGAGGGCUGCUCCACGGAGGUCGGACCCGAGGGGACCGUGUGCCGUUGUGACCACCUGACCUUUUUCGCCCUGCUCCUGAGACCCAUCUUGGACCAGUCCACAGUGCAGAUCCUCACGCGCAUCUCCCAGGGAGGCUGUGGGGUGUCCAUGAUCUUCCUGGCCUUCACCAUUGUUCUCUAUGCCGUCCUGAGGCUUUCCCAGCAGAGGUUCAAGUCAGAAGAUGCCCCUAAGAUCCACGUGGCCCUGAGUGGCAGCCUGCUCCUGCUGAAUCUGGCUUUCUUGAUCACUGUGGGGAGUGGCUCGAAGGGCUCUGAUGCCACCUGCUGGGCCCGGGGGGCCGUCUAUCACUACUUCCUGCUCUGUGUCUUCACCUGGAUGGGCCUGGAAGCCUUCCACCUCUACCUGCUCGCUGUCAGGGUCUUCAACACCUACUUCGGACACUACUUCCUGAAGCUGAGCCUGGUGGGCUGGGGCCUGCCUGCCCUGAUGAUCAUCGGCACUGGGAGUGCCAACAGCUACGGCCUCUACACCAUCCGAGACAGGGAGAACCGUACCUCUCUGGAGCUAUGCUGGUUCCGUGACGGGACAGCCAAGUACGCCCUCUAUAUCACCGUCCACGGCUACUUCCUCAUCACCUUCCUCUUUGGCGGGGUGGUCCUGGCCCUGGUGACCUGGAAGAUCUUCACCCUGUCGAGUACUACAGCAGUCAAGGAGCGGGGGCAGAACUGGAAGAAGGUGCUCACCUUGCUGGGCCUCUCGAGCCUGGUGGGUGUGACGUGGGGGUUGGCCAUCCUCACCCCCCUGGGCCUCUCCACUGUCUACAUCUUUGCACUCUUCAACUCCUUGCAAGGUGUCUUCAUCUGCAGCUGGUUUACCAUCCUCUACCUCCCAAGGCAGAGCACCACAGUCUCCUCCUCUACUGCACGACUAGACCAGGCCCACUCCGCGUCUCAGGAAUAGGAAGGCAUGGCCCUGCAAUCUGGACUCAGCUCUGACUCUCUGUGUGACCUCGGGCAGCUCUGCGCCUCCCUGGGCCAGUUCCUUUCUCUGUAUAAUGUGGCUGGGGAGGGAGAGGACCAGGUUGGACCACGUGGCUUCAGAGGUCCCAUCCAGAUCCAACUACAGGUCCACAUGAGAGUCCAUGUAAGCAUGUUUGCAGGGGUCUAGAGCUCCUAUAGUCCUGAGACCCCCUGCCAGCAAAGAGUGACAGUCACCUCCAUGCCCUGCCCUCAUUGCAAAGCCCUCACCUACCUUCUGGUCCCAGCAAGGGAAGAGUCUGUGGUUUGUAUAGCCCGGGAAGGAGCCCCUCUCCCCUCCUCCUCCUUGUCACUGGCCUCCUGCAACUCCGCCUCUGGAUGCCUGUAACCUUGAGGGGCAUUCAGGAGGCUAGCGUGCCCUCAGGUAUUGGGGGUUAGUUUUGGUGGGCAGGAGUUGAUCCUCCUACCCAGUCUGCCCCUAGUCUCUACCCAUCAGAGCCCACCCUCCUGGAAGAGAUCCCAACACUUUCAGGGUGCUGGCAGCCCUGCAGGUGUCCAGGGACACUGCAUUUCUGAGAACCACUGAGUGGGCGAGGUACCUUGGGCAAACCCUCCACUCCCCACUCUGACUGCCACGUGGGUGGCCCAACCUCUGACCUGCUGUCAUCAUAGAGGUAGAAGGCAAACCAAUCUGGGGCUCAGCGCACCUGGGAGUUUUCCCAUUCAUUCAACAUGUGGGGCCCAGGGGCGAGGGUGGGGUUGAGGGCUCCCUGAGCAGGGGCUGGGCAUUGCCACUAGAACCUGAGCUCCCAGAGAACAAGGACCUGGGCAGCCUCACUCACUGUUCCAGCCCAGGCCAAGCACAGUGCUUGGCUUGUGGAAGCCUUGAAUAAAUAUGUGUUGGCCGAA
Callithrix jacchus (white-tufted-ear marmoset) is the source of this 9625-nucleotide messenger RNA. NCBI's taxonomy places the organism in Eukaryota, Metazoa, Chordata, Mammalia, Primates, Cebidae. The record is from RefSeq and is a predicted model, not a curated record.